Messenger RNA from Teleopsis dalmanni, 2049 nucleotides. It is a transcript of the gene bves, whose product is annotated as blood vessel epicardial substance. The coding region runs from base 545 to 1828 and encodes 427 amino acids. NCBI's taxonomy places the organism in Eukaryota, Metazoa, Arthropoda, Insecta, Diptera, Diopsidae. The transcript has 9 exons. Gene Ontology annotation, molecular function: cAMP binding. The record is from RefSeq and is a predicted model, not a curated record. Gene Ontology annotation, cellular component: sarcolemma.
GUAAGUUUUUCCCUUCGGUUUCGCGGAGAGUGUAUCUAAAAAAUAUUUCGGGAAACGGCGGUGUUAACAAUGUCUUAAAUUGUAGUGAUUUAAUUGUUAAAGAAAUAGUUAGUUUAUAGUGUAUUAUAUAAUGUAAAACACGCGAUUGUACAUAAAAGAUUCGAAUAAAAAGAAACAGCAAACCAACAAGCCCUUCACAAAAAUUUUAGAAGUCAUUUAAAUAAAUGGGCCAAAAAUAUCUAUACUUAUUAGAAUUAGAGUGUGGAUAUGUCUAUCCGACUAUAAAUUUAAAUUUAAAACAUGUUUAAUUCAAUUAUUUAGUAAAUACCAAAAAACUCAAGGGUCUGGUACCAACAUUAACAAGUAACAACUAUGCACUAUUUAGCAUGCAAAGACUCUAUGAUACAAAAUCAUUCUAAUUACCGAAGACGAACUUAGAACGUUACAACGAAAAACCAAAAUAUAUAUUGCGAUUUUUAGUAUAUUUAGAAAAGUUUGUACAUAUAGAAAAUUACCAAUCAUAGCUUUCAAGGGUCAGCUUGCAAUGCUGCUCAUAAGCGCCCUAGCCCUAGGACUUGUCGAAACAACAAACUCAAAUAUCGGCAGUCAACUGGGUGGUGGCGGUAGCAGCUUUGCAAUAAAUGACAACAGUGGUGGAAGUAUUGUUGGCAAUUCCGAUUUUGUUGGCAUAAACAGUGAUGCUGUGAUAGGCGCUAUGCCCAGUAGUACUGGUGCUGGCACCCACAUGAAUAGUCUAGCUGGAGGCAGUAUUGGUCAAGGUAGCGGUACUUCAAUAGCACACACGACAUCAACGGUUGUUGGUAGCAGUGCUGCUAGCGGCACAAUAACUUGGGAUAACAAUGGAACUUUACGUUCUGCUAGUCCAGGCGAUUGGUCCAUAGAGCAGUGUCUCAACUGGGAACGACCGCACCAUUUGUACUUUCAACUAGGAAAUGCAUUUUUCUUUUUGGCAUUCCUUGCCCCACACGGUCCUUUUGGAAUGCUAUGGCUGAGAGCAUUAAUGGUUAUUGGAUGUAUACUAAUGGGAAUGUAUGGGUAUCUUAUAGUGUGUACACCAGAUAUUGUGUUAUGGUCAGGUCUGUUUCUUGCUGUCAAUUUUAUAUACCUAAUUGUAGUAUUAUGCCGCCUACGUCCUGUACGAUUCGACAAAGAGAUUGAGGCGGUUUACGCCUCACUCUUUAAACCGCUACGUGUCACAAGGCAUCAAUUUAAGAAGAUUUUAAAUUGUAUGAAACUGAUACGUUCCCUUAAAUAUCAGGAAGUUUAUGCUCAAGAAAAAGUCACUAAAGUGGACAGUCUAUCAUUAGUGCUAUCUGGCAAAUUAGUUGUUUCACAAAAUCAACGAGCAUUACAUAUAGUGUUUCCUCAUCAGUUCCUAGAUUCACCGGAAUGGUUUGGUGUUUCUACCGACGAUUAUUUUCAGGUAUCCAUAAUGGCUAUGGAAGAAUCGCGUGUGUUAAUUUGGCAUCGUGACAAGUUAAAGUUAUCCAUUAUGGCAGAACCAUUUCUGCAAUCAGUAUUCGAUCAUAUACUAGGACGAGAUGUAGUUAAGAAAUUGAUGCAAGUGACACAGGUUAGCGAGUCAAUUGCAAGCAACGGAUUUCUGCCUUCAGGUGGCUAUGACGAUGGCGAAGAUAAACCUAUGCUUAUAAUGAAGAAAAGUGUGGAGGGUCAUGGUUUAACAGCUUUAAUUAAUAGGCAAUUACAAGCUCUGCCAAGGAUUUCAAAGUAUUACGACUGCGCCGGCGAUCCAAACUCUUGGCGUUUGGGCAGAAUCGAUGAGACUGAUCACGAAACGGCCGUGUGAGUAGAAGAUCGGUGGAGAAGACGGGUGUAAAGGAGAGUAGAAAUGCGGUAGUUGAGAACAACGAACGCAUUUUUUUUGGCACUCUAGACUCAACGGACUUUUUUAAGUAGCGUUUAGACUUUAAUUUCGAGUAUUAAUAGGCAUUUAAAAAAAUUUACGUAUAUUUUCAAAUAAAAUAUUAUUAACAUUAUAUUCUGCUAUUUUGUGACUAUUAGAUACCA